AUGGAUCGGACAAGGCAACGCAUCAUCAUUGCCUACGCCAUCUCCAUUCUUGUUGUCAGCUUACUUUGUACAUCGCAGACACAUGCAUUUUUGCUGUUUCCCAGCAGCUCGGUCUUACAAGUAACAUCAUCAAUAUCGAUAUUAGUGGAUCUGAUAGAUACUCGCAAACUUUUCGUCGAUAUGGGGCUUCAAAUGAAUUAUGCACUGCCAUAUACUGUCGAUGCAUUCUACAACAUGGCGAUUUGGGAAGAUGAAUUUGCGCGUGGCAAGCGUGAGUUAUAUAACAGUACGACCAAGUACUUAACUUCAAAUGAUCUGGACUCGCAUCACGGAAAUACUAUGCAUCCAAAUGACAUGACCGCCGGUGAGCUCUAUGUGGGAUUGGAGCGGCUUUUAGAGAACUAUGGCAUUGAUAAAACGUGUCUAAUGCGCAGUGUUUGUGAAUUGGCUCACCAUCCAAUUAGUGAAGAUAAUGGCUAUAUCGUCGAUCUACUCGCCAAGCUUCUCACUUUUGUUCUUACGCCCUCGCAGCAUGAUGGUUUCGAUAAAAAUGAGAAAGAAUGUCGGGAUAGAUAUGAGCAUGCGGAGCAAGUGGGCUUCCUAUCUGGUGAUUGUGAACAAGCGUUUCCUAACUGUAAGGUGAAUUUGUUGAAGUCUAUAACGAAAUACAUUAUAUAA
This is a messenger RNA of Scaptodrosophila lebanonensis, 678 nucleotides long. RefSeq lists its product as uncharacterized. The transcript has 2 exons. The record is from RefSeq and is a predicted model, not a curated record. Lineage: Eukaryota; Metazoa; Arthropoda; Insecta; Diptera; Drosophilidae. The coding region runs from base 1 to 678 and encodes 225 amino acids.